Messenger RNA from Anarrhichthys ocellatus (wolf-eel), 3142 nucleotides. Its product is annotated as ATP-dependent zinc metalloprotease YME1L1-like. Gene Ontology annotation, biological process: protein quality control for misfolded or incompletely synthesized proteins; mitochondrion organization. The record is from RefSeq and is a predicted model, not a curated record. Gene Ontology annotation, molecular function: ATP hydrolysis activity; metalloendopeptidase activity; ATP-dependent peptidase activity. The coding region runs from base 198 to 2378 and encodes 726 amino acids. Gene Ontology annotation, cellular component: mitochondrial inner membrane. Lineage: Eukaryota; Metazoa; Chordata; Actinopteri; Perciformes; Anarhichadidae. The transcript has 18 exons.
GACGUCAUAUUGUAGUCCAUUUGACCCUCAGAUGCCGGAGAAUCCAUUUGCAGUUUGUUAGCUAACGUUAAUCUGCUGAAAGUUGUGUAACGAGGAAAACAAAAAGGACACCCCGCUCGCAGGAGGACUCGUUCGAUAGAGGGACUCUCUCCUCACACAGCAAACAUCCUUCUAAGCUCCUACAUUUGAAUUUAAUAAUGUUUUCACUGUCAACGUCGUUUCAGCCACAGCAGAUGAUAGUGCCCAUCAGCCAGCUCAUCAACGCCCUCCACUCUCUGAAGAGCUCGGCCACAGCUUCAGUACAGACACUGCACAAAGACUACAUUCCAGAGCACAGUUCCUAUCUUAAAGAGCCCAGUGUGAGUCUGAGGGAUCUGGGCCUGUCAGAGAUCCGGGUGAGUCAGCUGGACGAGCUGGUCAGCAGGUUGUUGCCUCUACCGGGAUCAGAAGAACCUCCUGCUGUUUCCUCCGUAUGGAGGUCAAGUCACGUUUCUGCCGACAGCUUCUUUCACAACAAGCACGGGUUUUCACACAGAAGGUUGGGAGUGUUUGGCUCCCAUAUACUGCACAGACAACACCACGGUCCUCUAAGAGAAGCUUGCUCAGAGCUACAAUUCUUGCCUAUAUGGGUCCAGAGUCGGGGUUUCAAGACUCUCCAAUCAAAGACCAGACGGACAAGGUCCAGUUAUGACGGUCCGGUGGAGUCAGAGGCCUACAUGCCAUCCUUCAUGAAGGGAUUUCUUCAGAGGGAAAAGAUACCAGAAGCACAGUCACUGGACCAGCUGACGAAGCAACAGAACCUUCCUGUUAACCAGCAUGAAGCCUUCAAGUCGGGUUUCACUGAGGGGUUCAUGAAGUCUCAGGCCUAUACUCAGAGAACACAAGACUCGCUGAGGAGAACCAGGUUGAUCCUGUUGGUCUUUCUACUUCUUGGUAUUUACGGCUUAUCAAGAACCCCGUUUCUCUCGGGUAAAGGCUCCUUUUCUGAUGCUGUGAGGUUCCGCACCACAUCUGGUCUCGACUCGGCGGUCGACCCCAUCCAGGCGAAGAAUGUGACAUUUGAGAAUGUCAAAGGCGUGGAGGAGGCGAAGAAUGAAUUGAAAGAAGUCGUCGACUUCCUCAAGAACCCCCAGAAAUUUACUGUUCUGGGUGGAAAGCUGCCGAAAGGGAUCCUCCUGGUCGGUCCACCGGGCACAGGAAAGACUCUGUUGGCCCGGGCCGUGGCCGGAGAGGCCGACGUGCCUUUCUACUACGCCUCCGGAUCAGAGUUCGAUGAGAUGUUCGUGGGCGUCGGUGCGAGUCGAAUCAGGAACCUUUUCAAAGAGGCGAAAUGUAAUGCUCCCUGUGUCAUCUUCAUUGACGAGUUGGACAGCGUCGGCGGGAAAAGAAUCGAGUCUCCGAUGCAUCCCUAUUCUAGACAAACCAUCAACCAGCUGCUGGCUGAAAUGGACGGGUUUAAACCAAAUGAAGGAGUCAUCGUUAUUGGCGCUACAAACUUUGCAGAGGCUUUGGAUAACGCUCUGGUGAGGCCAGGGAGGUUCGACAUGCAGGUUACUGUCCCUCGCCCCGAUGUGAAAGGACGCACGGAAAUUCUCAACUUGUACCUCUCCAAGAUCAAAAUGGACCCUGCCGUGGAUGCGGCGAUUAUUGCCCGGGGCACAGUGGGCUUCACCGGGGCCGAGCUGGAGAACCUGGUGAACCAGGCCGCCCUGAAGGCAGCCAUGGACGAGAAAGACAUGGUGUCAAUGAAGGACCUGGAGUUCGCUAAGGACAAGAUCAUCAUGGGCCCCGAGAGGAGGAGUAUUGAAAUCGACAAGAAGAACAAGACCAUCACAGCCUACCAUGAGUCCGGCCACGCCAUUGUUGCCUUCUACACCAAAGAUGCAAUGCCCAUCAAUAAGGCCACGAUCAUGCCUAGAGGCCCAACUCUCGGCCAUGUGUCCAUGCUCCCUGAGAACGACCGCUGGAGUGAGACCAGAGCCCAGCUGCUGGCUCAGAUGGACGUCAGUAUGGGCGGUCGAGUAGCAGAGGAGCUCAUCUUUGGAGACGAAUACAUCACCACUGGAGCCUCCAGUGACUUCGAUGGAGCAACCAAAAUAGCAAAGAUGAUGGUGACCAGGUUCGGCAUGAGUGACAAGCUUGGUGUGAUGACCUACGGUGACGUGACCAAGCAGAGCCCCGAGACGCAAGCUAUCAUCGAACAGGAAAUCAGGGCGUUGCUGAAUGACUCGUAUGAACGUGCCAGAAACAUCCUGAAGACUUACAGCAACGAGCACAAGAAGCUAGCGGACGCCCUGCUGGCCCAUGAAACUCUGGAUGCCAAAGAGAUCAAGCUGGUGCUGGAGGGCAAAUCACUGGAGCAGAUGAUACCUCAGUAGAGACUUUAGACUCUUGUAUCAUGUAUAUACGAAGCUGUGCAAACGACCCACGGGCCUUUUGGAGGCCUUGUAUUUCAUUUGUAUUCCUCUUAUUUUAUCUAUGUGAAGAUGACACUGAAAUGAUGUUUCACCCCUAAUUUUUGUUUUCAUUUGUCUUGCAUUUCCUAUAGAGAAGACUUCUGGUUUCACAGCGAUUUUUAAAGCACCCAGUGUAAUGGGAUGGAAAUACAUAUUCUACUAAAGUUCACAAGGUGUGUGAGGGGCUUGUUGUCCUUUUACUCUGAAGACGGAUGGUUUCUGUAGUUUUAUGCAUCGGUCAUAUUUGGUCUCAUAACAAGGUUCUCAGGCAAAUGCAUUUGACAAAGCUCACAGUUGAUCAAGAUGAGAUGAAUGAUUUCAUGUACGUCUGUCUCAUUUUAAAUUUGUACAGACUGGUGAGCACCAUAGGACCUUAAAGUACCUCAAUCUAGAAUGUACCAUUUGGCUGUAGCACGGUACAGGUGAUACCGCUGUUCAUAUGUAGUUUAUUUCUCUAACUGAUGUCUUUCAGUUGCAUCAAUUUAGUUUCUUAUUUAUUUAAGUGCCCAAAGGUGUUUUCUUUUUCUGAAAUUAGUGAGAGGCCCUGAUGCCCUAUUUUAAGCUCACAUGUAGCUGUUAAAUGAGGGGAAAUGUGUAUGUAUGCGUGUAAAAUGACUGACUUUGCUUCAGUUUGUUCCUUUUAAAAGGCCUUCUUGGAGCUCAAAUAAAGGUUACCUUUACUCAUG